CAAUGUGGGAGGGAAGAAGCUUCCAGAAUCUAGUGGCGUGGUCUUUGACGGAAGAUCUUUCCGUAGGAGCUAAAACAAGAAGAAAACACAUCUUUUUGGGUCUUGAAUUCUGAAUAGACUAAAUAAAACACCGGGUCCCCUGGAGCUGAUGAGAACUGAACGCACAAACAGCUGACUGAAGCCGUGAAUAAAGUGAAGAGUUUGUCACCUCGACCACACCAGCAGCAUCAGAGUUUGGUUAGUAACGGAAGAUGGAGGGAAGUGUGACAGUCAUCACCAACCCCACCGUGACUGUACGGGUGACCAGCACCGUCAGCUCGUUUGAAGUCAAUCGAAGAUUCAACAGAGGCAUAACGAUCGCAGAGUUUAAGAGUAAACUGGAGCUGAUUGUGGGCACUCCAGCUGCCUGUAUGGACCUUGAGCUGUUCAGCACUUCAGACAAGCUCUUACAGAAGUUAGACAACAAUGAAGCGCUGCUCGGCUCCUAUCCGGUGGAUGAUGACUGCAGAAUACAUGUGACAGACCGCAGUGGUACGCAGAGUGGGGAGUUCACUGAUUUGUCAAAGGUGGAGAAAUUCGAGAUCUCUGAUGAAGCCUAUGAAAAAAGGGCAGAUUCAAUACGGAACUUCAAGAAGAAUAUGAAGUUAGGUCGAUUUAAUGAGGAAAACAGGGCCAAGCAAGAAGAGGCUCUUGCUAAGAAAGAAGAGGAAGAGAAGGCGGCUAUGGAAGCCAUUGCUGUUGGAAACCGUUGCAAAGUUCAAGUUCCUGGGCAACCUACCAAGAUUGGCACUGUUAUGUUUGUGGGUACAGCAGAUUUCAAACCAGGCUACUGGGUUGGAGUGAAAUAUGAUGAGCCGCUUGGGAAGAAUGAUGGCAGUGUGAAUGGGAAACGUUACUUUGAGUGCAAGCCAAAAUACGGCGCCUUCGUGAAGCCCCUCUCAGUAACUGUCGGAGACUUUCCUGAAGAGGACUAUGGUUUGGAUGAGAUGUAAGACUCACUUGAUGAGCAGUCAGAAGCAUCAGAAGAAAGAUCCUCUUUCUUCCAGAAGUUUGGCUCCAUGCAGUGAGAAGGUUUUUUGUCGUCAAUGCGAUCAUUUUGUUUUAUGUUGGUCUGGAAGAGAUCAGCGAAAAUUGUACCUUAAUUUCCUGCAGUCAAACUUAAGGAAUGAUCUUUAAACAACAUCUGUGCCCUGGCGACUAGAAGUAACUAGUGAGGUAAAUGUGAGAACACCAGCCGAGGUCAGAGUCAGAAAAGCAUUCGCUUGCAUGUCGAUUGCUCGUUAUUGAAUUCCAAAGUUGAGCCUAGAUCGAAUAAUUUUCCUUCAAACAAAACCAACCCACCACAAAAGAAAAUGUUUAUCACAAUUUUGCAGUUCUGUACACACUGUGUAUUGUAUAAAUUUAUUUGUACUAAUGAAUUCCUCCUUUUCUGCAGCCUAUUACAUUCUUAUGCAUCAACAUGACUGUGUUUAGGGUAUCAGUCCCUCAUUCUCUUUGGCACUUUAGCGUUUAGCUCACUAAUGAGAUGUGUAAUGUAGAAUCCAGUGGCCUCAGUUUUCCAUACUUCUGUAUUUAGUGUAAAUUACGGAAAUGUGAUGAAGUCUUGCUUUUUUGUGACAACUGGCAUGUAAGCAUUUUCAUGCAUGUCAAAUUUAUGUUUAGCAGAAAGGCCUAAUGUUUUUAUGGAAUUCUGUUUAGUAAAAUAUGUUUCAAAUAAAUCCAUGUGCCAAUUUUGGAAAUCCUGCAGAUAAGCCCAAAUUGUCUUUUCAUCUGCCUUAAUACGUAGCAUGAGGCACAAGUUGCGGUGAAAAACACUGAUGUUGUACAGCCCUAAAACCUCGAUAGCUCACAAAUGAUAAUAAACAUUUGGUUUUGGUCCACAGCAGCUGAUAUGAUUCAUAUGAAUGCUAUAAUUGUCAUAGUAGCUUUAACAAAACGUAGAAAUGUUGGAUAAAAGACCAAGGCCAGGCACAAACACUGAUAGACAUGCAUUUUUUUUGUUUUGCUCUACUCAAUGCUUACAUUAAGUGGUCAUAAUUCGAAAAGACAAUGAAGUAUUUUUGUUUUUGACAUUUAGUGAUGCUUAAAAAACGUACAGCCUGUCACAAUUCGCAUAGAAAGUACAAUUAUAUUUAUCAUUUAUUAAAUACAUGUGGCUAUGGGAAUACUAGCUCAGUUGAAAGUGUCCGAGUCCACUUAAUUUUUGUAAAUGUAUUUCGAUUCACUCCAGACUGUGAUGCUUUGCAAAAAUAAAAUAAAAAAGUUUCAAAUCA
Messenger RNA from Labeo rohita (rohu), 2273 nucleotides. It is a transcript of the gene tbcb, whose product is annotated as tubulin folding cofactor B. Gene Ontology annotation, biological process: tubulin complex assembly; cytoplasmic microtubule organization; post-chaperonin tubulin folding pathway. The transcript has 7 exons. NCBI's taxonomy places the organism in Eukaryota, Metazoa, Chordata, Actinopteri, Cypriniformes, Cyprinidae. Gene Ontology annotation, cellular component: nucleus; cytoplasm; microtubule plus-end. Gene Ontology annotation, molecular function: microtubule plus-end binding; alpha-tubulin binding. Bases 252 to 992 code for a protein of 246 amino acids. The record is from RefSeq and is a predicted model, not a curated record.